UAUAUCUUUAUUUGCCUUAAAAUUGUAUGUUUGUAGUAAGAAAAAGUUUUUUUUUAAAUGGACCGCUUUAGAGAGGUGCCAAAAUGCUGCACUUACUCAUUGUGCCCAUGUCAUAAGGACAAAUCCAAACGGAGGCCAAAGCCAAAGGCGGUCACAGACGUCCACCCACAGGAAUUGCCCUUUCCCAUGCUGCUGAACAGGGAAUGCCUGCACAAAGUGAUUGACAUCUACAUGGACAAGUUGGCGCAGGAACAUCCACGGGCAACAAUGGGCCAUGGUUCACCUUCCCCGUGCUUUCAGAGAUCGAUGCUGUGGUACUUGGAGAACUUCUUUGACGAUAUAAAGCGCUGCUUCGUCGGGGGCACUAUUCCCGAAGUAGAGGCCUAUGCAGCGUGCUGCAAGAACAGAAAAAAGAUGGCAUCACAAAUCAAGUCUCAGGACGACACCAAAGUGCACAAAGAACCCUCGAUAGCCCCCUUCAAGCCUGGCAGCACCUCGUACAUCCGAAACCGGCCAAAGUGGCACCUCGAGCACGAACAAAGCCUCAAAGAUGCGGCAGAGGAACGAGAUCGAAGAGACCAGCAGGAAAAUGAGCAGAAGGAAACUAGAAAAGACAAUGCACUGGAAAAGUUUCGGACUACUUUGGAGCAAAACAAAAGGCAAAACCUUCGACGAAGACAGAAGCUUAGGCGAGAAUCAGGAAUCGCAAAAGGGAUCCCAGACUCUGGACCAUAUCGUGAUCCAACUCCAGAGCAGCCUCCCAUCCAGGAGCCGGAAGAGAACCAAGUGGAGAAAAUAUCUCAUGAAAAGAACUUAAUGAGAAUCUUUCCCAAACGUAAAUCAGGUGCCUCCAUACAUACGCCUUUUGGAAAAUACAUGAAAGGCGAAGAAAGUAAAGAAAGGAAGUCGUUCACAAAGCCCUUACAUGAAAUGCUACACAACCAGACCGUGCCAGAGCUGACUUCUAUGCUUGGAAGCUCGCACCGAAUGCCGGUGAUGUAUCAAGAGGACUCUGAGGGGAAACAAGAGGAUGCCCAGAAGAAGCGAACGUCUGCAGAUGCCUCCAAAAAGGAACAGGACUCCAAGAGGAAGCGAACAACAGGACUUAAGAAAAGAGCUGUAGACAGUGCAAAAAAUGAAAAGGACUCCAAGAGGCAGCGAACGACUGGCAAGAACAGAUCCAAACGUGAACUGGAAGGAAUGGAAAGUUUUGACAAAUCUGAGAGAGCCUAUCGCAAGGAAAGAACUGGAGAAACCUCCAAAAAUGAACAGGACUCCAAGAGAAAGAAAACGAAAGUACUCAAUAAAAGAGGUGCAGAUAGCGAAAAAUAUGAACAGGACUCCAAGGGGAAGCGAACGACUGGCAAGAAAAGAUCCAAACGUGAACUGGAUGGAAUGGAAAGUUUUGACGAAUUUGAGAAAGCCUAUCGCAAGGAAGGAGCUGGAAAAACCACCAAAUAUGAAGAGGACUCCAAGAGGAAGCGAACGACAGGCAAGAAAACAUCCAAGCGUGAUCUGGAAGGAAUGGAAAGUUUUGACGAAUUUGAGAAUGCCUAUCGCGAGAAAAAAGCCAGAGAAAUCUCCAAAAAUGAACAGGACUCCAAGAGAAGGCCAACGACAGAAUUCAACACAAGAGCCGGAGAAACCUCCAGAAAUGAACAGGGCUCCAAGAGGAAGCGAACGUCUGGUAGUCCGCGUCAGACAGCCACCAGCAAAAGACCUGGGGAACACUCCAAAAUUGACCAAGGAACACGGGACGGAAGAAAAAGCAUUGACAGCUUUGCCAGCAUCAAUAUAGAUGCUUUCCUCAAGGAAAGAGAGAAAGCCGACUCCGUCCAGAAGAGGUCCCUACUAAAUCGUGGGAAGAAAGUCAAUGUAAUAAAUCCAAAGUUCUCGAGCACCUUCGGGGAAAUGCUAACAGGAAGAGCUGCAGCCGUACCAGAGCUCCAUCCGGCCCUGAAAAGUUUCCACCAAAUGCCCACAGUCAAUGAUACCCCCCCAGGACCCAAGCGAUCGCAUCGCUCGAAACAUGGACAAAUCAUAACAGGAAUACCCGCACGCACUCACGCACCCAGGAGAAAUAACUUUGCGAAAAUGGGCGCAUACUAUCACUUACCCAAGAGGCGGAAGGGACCCAAUGCGCUAAGUGCGGAUGUGGCUAGCCUUCUUGAACCUUCCUACAUGGAGCCAAUCGGCUCGAUCCUUAAGGAGUCACCGAAGUUCAAGAGCGAGAUUUCUGAGCACAACACCUGGUAUAAAAUAAGAACGAAAUUCAAAUCGUCGGGGAAGAAUAUCCCCCGUCUAGGAAAUAAAGUAAACGCUGACUACAAGCCGGAAGAAUUGAUACCCUACGUCGCCAAAACUCAGAAUGGAAUAGACUCUUCUUUGUUUGGCCAUGUAUAUGUGGGUGAAACGUCCAGUCUUACAGACAAUCCGGCUUCGAAAGAAACGCGAUUGCAAAAGUUCACGAACUACAUCAGAGGCUCAAGACCGGAUCGUAAAAUACUGAGAAGAGAGGGUUCGAAGCACUCCAUCGGGUACCUGUCGCCCACGAAAAGCCUGAUUAGCCGGGCGAGUUGGCUGAGCAAGAGAAGCGAUGUUUUCCAUCCUUUAAAAGGACACGGGUCAGUGGUCAGCAUAAUGGAAGUGAAAACGGAGCCUGUGCAAAAAGAAAAGGAGGAAGAGUUCGUUGAAUUCGAUGAAUUCGACUUUAUGUUCAGGAACAUGCCAGACCCUUUCCUCAGCGACAACGAUCGGAAGUCCCAGGCUCCCUCGCCAACACGCUCAGUGACCACAUCCAGGCGACCCAGUUCUUUGCUCCGUACAGAGAACACAAUGGAUGAGCGCGCCGCCCUGGAGGCGAAAAUCAAGAAGCUCAUGGAGCACUGUGCCAUACGGGAGAUCGCUCAACCCAAGGCGAAGCGUAAUUUUGUGUCCGAGGCCAUUGGUCGUACCUAUGUUCCUCCGCCAAACAAGAGACCAGAUCACAUCAAGGCCAAGCCGAAGCCGAAGGACAAGUUCCCCACUAGGAUGGAGUUAGUCCAUGUGCCCAAGCCCACCAGGGCGCCAUCGUUCGCUGAGAGGACCCGUCAAAAAUUCCAGGCCGAACUACAGUCCGAAGAGUGGAAAUAUCCCCUGCUGGAGCCGAUAAAGCCUGUGAAGAUACGUCGCUAUUCAGAACCUCUUCGCAUCCCAUCUCCCGAAUGGGUAGUUAAAUUGCUGGAGGAUACUCUCGAAGCACCUCCAAAACCGGCGUAUGAGCGAGGAGCUGGAGAUAGCCCAGCCGCGGAUGGAGGUCAUUGCACUAUCUGCGAUCAGCUUGAAAAGAAUAAACGCGAGCCAGACUCUCCCCUGAUCAAGAGGUUAAAGGCCCAAUCGCGACGUCUUGAACUCCGUGCCUACUACCGACUAAUGAUGCUUCGAGAGCGACAGAAAAACCUGCAAGCGACUCCUGUAGCUCCCUUUCCAGAGGGAACUACUCCUUUGCCAGCUCAGAAAGCGAAGGAGUGUCUACAAUGUGAACGAAAUAAGCAUCUAGAAAGAGCUUCGAAGAGUUUAGAACUGCAGUCACAAGCAGAGAUUGUGUAACUUUUGGAUAAUAUAUCCAUAGGCAUCUCCAAAGAACGUAUCGUCUCCGCCUUGGACAAAGUUGCCUUCAUACAAAUUCUGUGUUUCGAUGCCCAGAGGCAGACCGGAACUCUGAUUGCCAGGUGGGAGUAUAUAUAGUACCUCAGCUGGCAACCAGGUGGCCAGUCUGCCUCCGUCAUCCAACGAAUGUACAUAUCAUUUUUACAAAUACAAAUUAAAACGUUUUUAUUUGCGUACAAAUAACAUACAAGAGAUAUAAAUGCAAUGCUGGCUGGGAAGAUUCCCGAUUUCAGAAACAGUUGAGUUUAUUCGUUGGUGAAGUUGGCUGGGCGCUUCUCUGCAAAGGCAGUCAUGCCCUCCUUGCGAUCGGCCUGCGGCAAACAAAGAAACGAUAAGAUUACAAAAAUAGAUACGUGUAUAGUAAGAGAUGUCCACUUACCGUGGAGAACGUGGCGUGGAAGGUGCGACGCUCGAACUUCAGACCCUCCUGGAGUGUGGUCUCGUAGGCCGUGUUCACCGACUCCUUGCACAGCUGAACAAUCAGGCUCGAGUGGGUGCCAAUUUUCUCAGCAAGUUUGAUCGCCUCGGCGAGCAGCUGAUCAGCUGGAACGACCUUGCUGGCCAGACCGAGCUUCUCGGCUUCCUGGGCACUGAUCAUGUUGCCAGUGAGGCACAUCUCCAUGGCCUUGGACUUGCCCACGACGCGAGUGAGGCGUUGGGUGCCGCCAGCUCCGGGAAUGGUGCCCAGAGCGAUCUCAGGCUGGCCAAACUUGGCCUUGUCGCCGGCAUAGAUGAUGUCACACAUCAUGGCUAGCUCACAGCCGCCACCUAGGGCAUAGCCAUUCACAGCAGCAAUGAUGGGCUUCUGGGUGCGUGCCACCUCAACCCAGUCAUUGAGGAAGUUUCCUUGAAUGCACUGCGAGUAGGUGUUUCCCACCAUCUCCUUGAUGUCAGCGCCGGCGGCGAAGGCCUUCUCACUGCCAGUCAGCACAAUGGCGGCGAUGCUCUUGUCCUUGGAAAACUGCUGCAGAGCGGUGGAGAUUUCCUUCAUGAGGCCGUUGCAGAGGGCAUUCAGUGCCUUGGGACGGUUCAGUGUGAUCACGG
Molecule: messenger RNA, 4692 nt
Organism: Drosophila miranda
Lineage: Eukaryota; Metazoa; Arthropoda; Insecta; Diptera; Drosophilidae
Exons: 2
Coding region: 58-3588 (1176 amino acids)
Source: RefSeq, a predicted model, not a curated record